AUAUACUUCUCUUAUAUAUAUGGUUUCGUUAGCGUCUGUGCUGCUAACAAAUGUCAAUGAGAGCUCUAGAGUUUCAUUUCUUGAACUACACAGUGAAUUACUGAGCACUAAAUCAGAACCCAUUGUACCAUCUAAGCUGUUUACUGACUCCUUAUCGUCUUCUCGUUCUUCCGCAUCCGUACACAACUGAUCCACCAUAAUCAUGUUGAGAAACUUUCGCUGAUCUGAUGGGUGCCACUCUUAGACCUGACCUCUUGACACACGGCGGGAAAAAUUGAAUACACAACGAAAUAACCUAACCUUGUUGCUGUUACCUUACUCUAAGCUCUUACUCUUACUACCUUACUAAUUGUGUUGCCUUCUGUGUCGUGUUAAGAGAAAAAAAACUCAUGUCUAAACAGGUGUUUAAACUAUGCUGCAAAGCAACAGAGCUCCAAUUAAAGGGCACUUUAAAUGGAGGUCAGAGUUUUAGGUGGCAAAAACAAACGAAUAAUGGAGCUGAAGAAUGGAUUGGCGUAUUCAAAAAUAUGGUAUGGAUUCUUCAACAAUCCGAAGAAUUCCUAACUUGCCAAGUCCAUCAGAAUAAUGAAAAUGAACUGAACGUGGACCAACUAGAAACGCUUUUAAGAAAUUACUUCCAUUUAGACCUAAUCAAUUUAGAAGAAUAUUACGAAAAGUGGUCCUCAAGUGACCCAUACUUCAGACAAGCAGCUAAGGAAUUUUAUGGAAUCAGGAUAUUACAACAAGAUCCUGUAGAAAAUCUCUUUUCCUUCAUCUGUUCCCAGAAUAAUCACAUUACAAGGAUAUCAAGUAUGGUUGAAAAAUUGGCAACGUUUUACGGAUCAAGAAUAUGCGAACUGAAUGGAAUUGUGUAUUAUGGUUUUCCCAAGGUGGAAGACUUGGCAGAUGCAAAGGUUGAGGAAAAUUUGCGAAAAAAUGGAUUUGGUUAUCGUGCCAAGUACAUAGCUAAAGCUGCUCAGGAAAUUGUUAAGGAAGGGGGCGAUGCUUGGUUAGAGAAGCUUAAAUGUAUGGAUUAUUUAGAUGCCAAAAAAUGUUUAGUAGGCUUAACUGGUAUUGGGCCAAAGGUAGCAGAUUGUAUUUGUUUGAUGUCACUGGGACAUCUACAGGCAAUACCAGUCGAUACGCACAUGUAUCAAAUAGCAUCUAGAUUAUAUUUACCAAAUCUACCCAAACAGAAAAGCAUUACAGACAAAAUAUACACAGACAUUGGUAAUCAUUUCAGAAAACUAUAUGGUCCUCUGGCAGGCUGGGCACAUACAAUACUAUUUUGUGCAGACCUAAAGCAGUUUAAAACUGUAGAAAAUGUAAAGGAAGAAAAACUAACAAAUAAACGCAAAAAGAAAUAAAAAUGUAACGAGUUUUAAUAAAGAAUUUUAAUCUAA
Molecule: messenger RNA, 1403 nt
Organism: Photinus pyralis (common eastern firefly)
Lineage: Eukaryota; Metazoa; Arthropoda; Insecta; Coleoptera; Lampyridae
Gene: Ogg1
Product: N-glycosylase/DNA lyase
Exons: 5
Coding region: 390-1367 (325 amino acids)
Biological process (GO): base-excision repair, AP site formation; base-excision repair; nucleotide-excision repair
Cellular component (GO): nucleus
Molecular function (GO): damaged DNA binding; 8-oxo-7,8-dihydroguanine DNA N-glycosylase activity
Source: RefSeq, a predicted model, not a curated record